ACGCUUGCGUCUGAACCUUGGGCGGUUGACGUCAGGCGCUUUGUUACGGUCUCCCUGUUCCGCCAUCGUUUCGUCGAGGUCGGCUCAGCCGUGUGUGUCUGUUGAAGAUGGCCGCUGAUCCACUCUCUGUUUCUUCUAACGCGUCCACGAACAAUGAAGGUAUUCUUAUAGGUGAUAAAGUAUAUUCGGAAGUGUUCCUUACCAUCGACAACUCGCUUGUACCCGACGAAAGACUCUCGACGACACCGUCGAUGCUCGAUGGCCUCGACCUGAGCACGGAGACCGACCUCCGCAUCCUUGGAUGUGAACUCAUUCAGUCCGCGGGUAUCCUUCUUCGGUUACCUCAGGUGGCCAUGGCAACAGGACAAGUACUUUUCCAUCGUUUUUUCUACUCCAAAUCCUUCGUGAAACACAGUUUCGAGAUUGUUGCUAUGGCUUCCAUUUACCUCGCCUCGAAGAUUGAAGAAGCGCCACGGCGAAUACGAGACGUCAUCAACGUUUUCCAUCACCUGCGACAGCUUAGAGGCAAAAAGACUCCCAGUCCAUUGAUACUUGAUCAAAACUACAUAAAUACCAAAAACCAAGUGAUCAAAGCGGAGCGACGGGUCCUUAAGGAGCUGGGCUUCUGUGUUCAUGUCAAGCAUCCACAUAAGCUUAUCGUCAUGUACCUCCAAGUCCUUGAAUGUGAGAAGAACCAGCCUCUUGUUCAGACUGCCUGGAACUACAUGAAUGACAGUUUAAGGACCAAUGUGUUUGUGAGAUUCCAGCCUGAGACCAUCGCUUGUGCCUGCAUCUAUCUAGCUGCCCGAGUUUUGCAGAUCCCUCUGCCAUCCAAACCUUACUGGUACCUGCUUUUUGGGGCCAAUGAAGAUGAAAUAAAGGAGAUCUGUGUGACGACGCUGAGGCUAUACACAAGGAAAAAACCCAACUAUGAGCACCUGGAGAAAGAGGUGGAGCGGCGUAAAGUUUUCCUGGCAGAAGCCAAGCUGAAGGCCAAAGGCCUGAACCCCGACGGUACUCCCGCACUGUCCACGCUGGGGGGGUUCUCCCCCGCCUCCAAACCGUGCUCCCCCAAUGUGGUCAAACUGGAAGAGAAGUCUCCAAAUCCUCCAACCAUCAAAGCAGUUAAAAAAGAGCAAGACAGCCGAACCCAAGUCAACAAAAGUCCACCAAACGGUUUAAAAAAGGAAGCAAAGAUUGGAAGAAACAGCAGAAGUGGAAGUCGUUCUCGAUCAAGAACGCGAUCGCGCUCAAGAUCCCGCUCUCCUCGUAGACAUUACAACAGCAGGAGGAGCCAUUCGGGGACUUACAGCUCCCGCUCACGGUCCCGCUCCCACAGCCGCAGCCCGUCGCCUCGACGACAUCCGCACUCGCCCCUCCUCCCCCACCUCAAGUCCAAAUCCAGCCACCACAGCAACAGCGACUCCAAGCUCAGCGGACGCCACGGCAUCAGCGGGGGCGGGGGCUCCGGCCACAAGAGGAAACGCUCGCGCUCUCGCACGAGAUCCCGCACUCCUGUCAAAGUGGACCGGGAGCGGGAGAGGGAGCGCGAAAGAGACAGAGAACGCAGCUCCCUAGAAUUCUCGUCCAAGAAACACAAACACGAGCGAGGAAUGGGACACCGGGAUCGGAGGGACAGGGAGAGGUCUCGCUCCUACGACAGGGACAGAGACAGGGAGCGGAGCCACAAGAGCAAACACCACAGCAGCAGCGGCGGCGGCCACUCGGGACACGGCCGCCACAGGCGCUGAGACACGGCAGCAGGCAGGUCUGGGGCUGAUGCUCGCACCAUUCAUGACACGUCCAGUUUAUUGUUUUUAUGCAUCAGGAACAUGAAAGCACUGCCUUAAGGAAAACCCUAGACGUGUUGACAGCAGCUUGUGCUGCAGGUUACCGAAAACAAGGCAAUCGUCAUUAAACAGUUUUCCAUAAAUCAUUAGAUUUUGUCGAUUCUGUUACCUAUCAUAUCCAUGAAUAAAGUCUAUAAACCUCAGCGUCUAGAAACGUUUGGGUGCUUGAAUGGAAGCCCUGCAGUACUCCUGAGAAGCAUCAGCCCCAGAGCCGCCCCCCUCCCACGCAGUUCUACUCUUCAACACCUAAGAAACCAUCCAGCCCACUCUGUGUUUCUGGGUCAAGGUGUAAAGUUACCAUUAUUUUGGGGGAAACGAUUAUUUACAGUGUAAACGAUUGAUACCCACCGACUAAAUAUGAAUGCUUUGAUUUAUAAAAGCGAACUCUUCAGUGGAAAGGUGGAAUAUGUUAAUGUAAAAGAACCUUCAGGAAAAAUCAACAUGUUUGCACAUGGAGGGCUGACGGUGUUUUUGGUUCUUUUUUUUUACUGGACAGGUUUAUGUUGCUUUAAUAAGAAAAUGUAUUCUUUAGUUAUUUUUUCUUUUCCAGCAGGAAAACCGGACUUGAUUUGGGGAAAAAAAAAAAAACCUUUUAAGAUUUGAAAUUUGUAACACUGGUUUUUAGUCUGCACGUCUCUGCCCAAUUUUUAUUCAUAAAUAAAAGACUUAUGCCACUGAA
Messenger RNA from Oryzias melastigma (Indian medaka), 2529 nucleotides. RefSeq names its product cyclin L1a (gene ccnl1a). The transcript has 10 exons. The record is from RefSeq and is a predicted model, not a curated record. Bases 108 to 1751 code for a protein of 547 amino acids. NCBI's taxonomy places the organism in Eukaryota, Metazoa, Chordata, Actinopteri, Beloniformes, Adrianichthyidae. Gene Ontology annotation, biological process: regulation of transcription by RNA polymerase II. Gene Ontology annotation, cellular component: nucleus. Gene Ontology annotation, molecular function: cyclin-dependent protein serine/threonine kinase regulator activity.